Molecule: messenger RNA, 6496 nt
Organism: Macrosteles quadrilineatus (aster leafhopper)
Lineage: Eukaryota; Metazoa; Arthropoda; Insecta; Hemiptera; Cicadellidae
Product: kinetochore-associated protein 1-like
Exons: 42
Coding region: 120-6131 (2003 amino acids)
Biological process (GO): mitotic sister chromatid segregation; mitotic spindle assembly checkpoint signaling; protein localization to kinetochore involved in kinetochore assembly
Cellular component (GO): cytoplasm; kinetochore microtubule; RZZ complex
Molecular function (GO): small GTPase binding
Source: RefSeq, a predicted model, not a curated record
CACAAAUUAAAUGUUUUUAUUUUUAAAGUAGCCUAGGCUACUCUAAAUUUUUAUUGAAAAAAUAAGUUACUGUAUGUCAACUUAGGCCUACACCUAAGAAGUACGUAGAUCAAAUAAAAAUGUGGAAGGAAGUUAAUGUUGGCUUCAACCUUGAAGAAGAAACUGCAAAUUUCGGUACAAGGGCUUGCGCCAUUAAUGAUGUUGCUGUUUAUGAAACAAACACACUUGCAGCCAUUCAUGCUGGAGACGAGCCCAAGCAUUUGCCGAGAGUGAAGGCCCAGUUUGCUCCUCACAUUGGUUUGUGCGUGGUUGUGGAUACAGCAGUUCACGUGUUCAAACCAGAUUGCAGCUCUGUUCUCUGUUCUGUUCUGUGUGACAAUCAGAUUGAAGCCUUUGCUGUGUCUCCUUGCGGCAGAUUCCUCAUUCUAGGAGUAAAGAACAAAUUGAUUUUCUACCACAUUCAAAAAAAGGAUCAAGUCUUUGAAAGGCAAAUCACGAACAAUGAAUUUGGGCCAAACUUUGUUACUAUUUCAUGUUGUGGAAGUAACGAAUCAGGGUUCAUCAUUGUAACAACAUCAAAUGGAAAGAUUUACAGAUCAACAGAAACAUAUUUUUCAAAACUGCAUGAAGCAUUUUCUAAUGGAAAUGGUUCUAUGGAGGAUUUCACAAAAGAUGUGUUAUUUUCUGAAGUGUAUCAAGUCCAAAAUUUGAGGUCAAAGGUCCUGAUGGGAACAAAUUUAUCAAAAGAUAAGGCCAUGAUCUUAGGAUCUUUACAACAAAUGUGUUUCUUCACUACAGAAAACUAUGAUUCAGCAAUUUGUGAAUUGUUUGAUGACUAUAAAGUUGUCAAAUUUGGAGGCGUUUUUAAUGACAGUGUAUUGUUUGCGCUGUGUGAGUCCGGUUACAUCAUACAAGUUUGUUUACACACUCUCACUCCUGUGGCGCUGUUCUCCCAGUUUCCUGUAGGAGACUUUGUAGUCUUGGAGGGCAGCGGAGAUAGUUCAGAAGAGUGCAGUCUAAUGGCGUUGGUCCAUCGUCCGGAACACGCCAUAGUGUUGAUAUCGUGGCCAGAGUGGAAGGUAAAAUUCAGAAUGCCGGUACAAGAAAUAAGUUUUUUGAUUGACCAAAAAGAGGCAGAAGACAUUCUUUUCUUGGAAGGCUUUGGAAGUGGUCUAAUUGAUACCAUAAGGAUAAAGACCAUUUUUGAAAGUUUACCAGACCUGCGGCUUGCUAGAAUGCUUCAGCGAUAUAAAUUUGAAGAAGCCGAGAAAUUCGCCAGAACAUUCAACUUAGAUCUGGAGAUUGUUUAUAAAGCUCACGUACAAAAACUAAUGCAAGAUCUCAAACCUUGGACAACGUCUUUGGACACUCAAAAACAGAUAUUUAAUCACAUAUUGGACCUGAUAAAAAAUAUUCAGGAUCACAACUUUGUAGCCGAGAUCUGUGCUAGUGUCAUUCCUCCAGAUUUUGACAUGUUACACACGAUGCUCAUGUACGGCACCGAGAGGUUCUCUAAAGUUGCAGAUAAGUCUGGAGCUAACCUAAGCGAGUUGCUUGCCAAAGUGAGCUCGAUUGCACGACGGCUUGACACAUGUAUGCUGAUUCACGGAGCAACCACCAGCGUCGAGCAUUGGAUAGAGUUUCCUAAACACGACUUGGUCAUAAGUUGCCUUAACCACAUUAAAAGGGGUCAGAUCAAAGAGGCUAUCCUGGUGUGGGGUCGACACUUGAGUGACAUGAAGCCGUUGUUUACUGAGGACAAGGCUCGCCAACUGCUAGCUGGUGUUCCGACAUCCACACAGUUGGCAGACCUGCUACUGUGGCAACAUCACUUCAUCCCUCCCAUACUGGCCAUCUACCCCCACAUGCUGGGCAGUGUGGUGCAGUGGUCUGUGCAGAGGGCUAGCAAAGGCCUGGAAUGGUUAGAUCCACGAGCGUGGCCAGACUCAGGUCUUACAUUAGCUAAAGGAUUGCUUCGUCUAGUCCAUUCUGAUGCCAGUGGGACACUUCCAGCCCAGAGGUCGGCUUUGCAGAACAUGAAUCUGUCUCCACAGAGUCCUUUGAAUCAACUCCUAGGAUUGAUCUUCACUCUUCAAGACAUAAACCUACUGAAGCAUCAGUACAACGUGUCUGUGCAGUAUGACCAGUUUGUAGAGGAGGAUCACCAUAGUUUUGUAAUGGUGUUGCUUGAGAAGCUGCCAUUAGAGAAGAUCCCUUCAUUCAUGGAAGAAUUCUUCCCCCGCUUAAUGAAGAAUAGAGGACUAGACCCAGAUUUGCAGAUUUUGCAGUUCAUUAAGGAAAUUGUUAUGAAAUGUGAAGAUUGGUGGUUCUGGGAUGAGGCACCUUGGGAAGCUCGAGUGUUUGCCUUGGUGCCACACCUUCAUAGCAUUCAGCUGAAACUAGAUGCCAUCUUGCAUGUGUUGAGGUCUGCUCCAGUCCCUUGGACCCCUCUGGUGACACAGCUGGCAGAACAAGGUGCUCGGCUACCUGGAGAUAAAGCCAAUGAUGUACGCAACGAGAGCAGUAACGUCCCUCGGCGACUGAUCAUGAAGGAGUACAGAGUCAAAGUGGACACGGUCCGCAACGUGAAUUUGAUUCGUCUGAUUUUGAAAAAGUGCCAACCAAGAAUGAUGGAAGAUAUUUAUGAAGUGGCAAAGUAUGCCAGGGAAGAUGUUAGUGACAUCUAUGAUAUCGUUCUGAAUAGUUUGGUUGAAAAAGGUGAGAGCAAGAUGGUAGAAGAGCUUCUGAAUACACUAGAGGAGACUCUGCCAGCUGAAUGUGUGACCAGACUAUUGUUCAACAUUCACAGACGCAUCUCUCACCUGUCCUGGGAGAAACUUCCUAACUUCUUUACCAUCAUAUCUAAACUUGACAGCCAGAGAGACCAAAGGUUCCUUGCCAAUUUAAAGACAAAACACAAACUCAAGAUGGAGUUUGAUAUCACGAGCAAAGGUGAACUCACAACUUUGAAAGAGAGACAAACCAUUCUUCGAGACUAUGCAGAGAAAGUAGCUAAAGAGCUGAUUUCGGCCACUGACGGUAUUUCUACUACUUCCCCCUUGAGGAGAAUGGGAAGGUUGGCGUACCUACUUUCUCUGCCUGUGGAGAAUGCCAUUCUUGAUUUAGCCUUGUGUUGCCUCUCCAACGAUCUUCCUCUGGAAACUACACUCAUCGUCGCAGGGAAAGUAGAAGACUUGGAUGGCAAGCCACAAUAUUUGUACAACAAGUUAGCUCAUCUGAUGGGACUAUUGAUUGCUCACUACAAGCCAGCUGAGAGUCCGGGGAGUUUGGUAGAACUGUUCACUGAGGUCUCCAACAAGCUGGCUCUGCUCUGUCUCACACACACGGACUGUUCUGAACUGGAUGGUGUGCUGAGAUGGGUCAGCCUGGUUGCUAAAGGAAGUGGUCUGUCCAAGCCAGUGAUGAAGUCUUUAUACGGAGAUCCGACACCAACCCCUGCUACUGCUGUGCUGCUUCAUUCCUCCAUACAAAACAUCUUGCACUACUACGCCAGCACCUGCAAGAAUAAUAAGAUACCUGUCAGUGAAAGUGUUACUGCUUCUGUGUCUGCUGGUUUAGAACUUACUUUUGAGCCGAGAGAGAUGGUGCACAUGUGGCAAAGGUUGCGCGAGUCCCAACAUGACUUGUUGUGUAUCCGUCUCAUCUGUGAAUACUGCUGGUCCCAGACAUCGGUCAACCCCAAGUUCCAAGACCAUGUAGUGGAAAAGUUCCUCAUCCAAUGUGUUAAAGAGUUGUUGAGAAAACUUUUCAGGAUGAGAAAUUUUGAUGUGGAUCUUGCUCUCUUGCUGGUACAGUUUUUUGGAAAAGAAGAGGCAAUGGAAUUUCUUGUGGAGGAAGCUCGAAGUGUGGGUUUUAACUACCAGCGGCUCAGCGCCAUAUCCCAACUAGCUCUCAUGUUCAGCUCCGUCAACAAGAUGGACAACAGAUACAUUAAGAGCUUCCUCAAGUACCACAUCUCCUGCAAGUGGGCCAAGAAACUCAACGAGCUCGGCCUCCCUUAUAAAGAUGCCUUCAAAGAUUCAGACACAGAACAUAAACAGUUGAUCCAGAAGUUGAUCUCCCUCCCAUCCACCAACAUUCUCCUUCUGAAGGAGUUCUGUCUGGAUGUCACCUAUGAUGUGCAAGAGUGUCUGAUGAUGUAUUUGGAGUAUCUCGUACUAAACUGGGCGCCGGACAUCCAGAUAUCAGAAGAACCUGCUACAGGGGAGAAAGUGAUGAUGGUGAAGAACACUCGAGCAGAGCUACAGCAGCAAUGUCGCUCUGUGCUGCAUGAGUUGGCGUCCAAGUCUGCGGAGACUGGAACCUUGCAUUGGAGUGAGGCCAUUCAGAGCACAUUGUACAACCUGUGGAACAAGGUGAACUAUUAUUACUAUGAGGUCUACUUUGUGUUGGCUGACAUGUACCAGCAAGUCCUGGCUCAGCCUGAAGCUGUCAAACAAAUCAACAACUACAAGACCAUGCUGGAGUUCCUGCAAAGUUACAAGAGAAUUAGUCCACCGUCAGGGGAUGAACAUGACCAAUGGUUCCAACUGCAUCCGAACACCAACCAUCUGCCUCCAAUAUCAAACUUCAGACUGCCGUUCACACUGCUCUUUGAGAAGAAAAAAUCUUGGGAUUUCAUUAAACCUGAACUAAGUUUGAAAACCUAUAAAAUCUGGUACAACAUUGUUCCAAUACUUGGUCUAGAAAAAGACAUGUUGUGCACUCUCACAAUUCAGAUGUUGACAAGUGAACAGUUGGGUGGCAGUGUGGAAGGCAAAGCAGGCACUUGGCGACUUCAAGAGUGCAACACAAGUGUUAUGGCAGAGAUCAUGGAGUGUGUAAAACACAUAAAUGACCAGGAGAUGGCUUCUGCAGCAUUGUACUGGGUAGUGAACCACAUCCCUCCCGGUGCUGACCAGGUGGCGGCCGUGACACUGUGUCAUCAUCAGACUCAGUACUGGCACAGUCAGGACAACAGUGACAAGUCUCGGGCCUGCCUCGCCAAGGUUCAGAAGAAGUACCUGACGUUGCACACGAGCCACUACCUGCAUCUGUUUGGCCUGGGGAAAGCUGAGUACCUUCAGCUGGUGUUACUACCUCAAGAUCUGAUCAGUGCAUUGUACAACGACCCGAGCAUCCUGCAGCGCAAAACAGCCUCCCUUACUCAGUGUCCAGACAUCAACAAAGCGGUGCAGCUGAUCGGCAAGCUGCAUGAUGUGAAUGUGGUUGGUAUCCAGCAGGAAUUGCUGAGUGAGUGGUUGUAUCCUGGAGACAACAUGCCUCUGGAUACCUCCUGUGACGACAUCACUCAGAACAUCGCAGCCUUCCACAACGGGCCUAGUGUGCCUGACGACAGUGACAAUAUCAUCAGGGCGUGCUACGUUCUGGAGAGCAUGGACAUGGAGAAGGCUGCCAAGUACCUGGUGAACUACGCCAGUCUACACAACAGCAGUGAGAUGAGGCCGACGUCUGUCAGGCUGCGCGGACUGCAGUGUCUCAGUUGUGUGGCCACACCUGAUGUUAUAGUGGAGACUACGGGCACUACGUUGGACAAACUCAGGAGUAGUAUGCAGAGUCUAAUGUUUGUCUCGGAGCUAGAGAAGUUAGGUCUAGUCUGGUCUCUGACAGAGUUUGAGGCUUGUGACAAGGAGAAGAUUGUCCGCAUGUUGAUCAACAAGGCCAGCCCGGCCGCUGUACAGCUGGGGACAGCCAUGGCCAACGCCUUCCACAUUGCCAAUCCUGGCUACUGGGACCGCCUGCUGUCUCUCAUGACAUCCUACACCAUGAUGGAGGAGCUGAUCACUGUGUUGCCAGACUUGACCUAUCUUUGUCACUUGUUGGACAGUUCCAUCUUCACUGCGGCUUGGAACUGUGCCCUAGUAACUCCUCUUGUCAAAACUGAGUGCCCAUUGAACGAGGAGAGUCAUUACAGAGUGCAAAGAGUGUUAGAGAUGCUUUACUCUUGUCCCAUACCUCGUCAGGUGGAUCUAUCAACAAUGCAACACCACUGCCAGAGACUUGGUGUAGAAGAGUUCACUGUAAGAUUGCAACCUUUCCUCUCACUGACUCACAUGUCCAGCUCCCCUUCAACUGAUAACAAACUUACAAAUGGAGAUUUCAAGUUUUGACUUACACUAUUGGUGCAUUGCAAGCUGCCUGUCAGUACCCUAAUAAUGAAACAAACUGUAUGUUUAGUUGUGACCAAGAGAAGAAAAACAGAAUUGAUAAGGAUCCUAUUUUAACCAGUUAUCUAUCCUAAGAUGUGGCUCUGCCUUUACCUAUUGUGAUAAUUACCUUUUAAAAAUUAGCUUGUAAGAAGUAUACUGUAUGGAAACUAGAGAUUAAAUACCUUUUUUGUUGCCACUGUAAUCAGAUUUUUAUGCUAAAAAAUAAAAAUGAUAUUUAACUUCAUUCUGCAAUAAAAAUCUAACUUUAAUAACACUUGUAUACAAUUGUGCCAACUUAUAAGCCCUGUUGUAGAGCUAAUACACUA